GCCGGCAUGGAUGUGCUCAGCCCCGGCCAGGGCAACAACACUACAUCCUCCCAGGGUCUCUUUGAGACUGGCGGCAACGCGACUGGCAUCUCUGACGUGACCUUCAGCUACCAAGUGAUCACCUCUCUGCUGCUGGGCACCCUCAUCUUCUGCGCGGUGUUGGGCAAUGCGUGCGUGGUGGCCGCCAUCGCCCUGGAGCGCUCCCUGCAGAACGUGGCCAACUAUCUCAUUGGCUCCUUGGCGGUCACCGACCUCAUGGUGUCGGUGCUGGUGCUGCCCAUGGCCGCGCUGUACCAGGUGCUCAACAAGUGGACCCUGGGCCAGGUCACCUGCGACCUGUUCAUCGCCCUCGACGUGCUGUGCUGCACCUCGUCCAUCCUGCACCUGUGCGCCAUCGCGCUGGACAGGUACUGGGCCAUCACGGACCCCAUCGACUACGUGAACAAGAGGACUCCCCGGCGCGCCGCUGCGCUUAUCUCGCUCACUUGGCUCAUUGGCUUCCUCAUCUCCAUCCCGCCCAUGCUGGGCUGGCGCACCCCCGAAGACCGCUCGGACCCCGACGCGUGCACCAUCAGCAAGGACCACGGCUACACUAUCUACUCCACCUUCGGCGCCUUCUACAUCCCGCUCCUGCUCAUGCUGGUUCUCUACGGGCGCAUAUUUCGAGCCGCGCGCUUCCGCAUCCGCAAGACGGUCAAAAAGGCUGAGAAGACCGGGGCGGACACCCGCCACGGAGCAGCCCCGGCCCCGCAGCCCAAGAAGCGCGUCAACGGAGAGUCAGGGAACAGGGACUGGAGGCGGGGCGUGGAGGACAAGUCCGGGGGGGCUCCGUGCGCCAACGGCGCCGUGAGGCAAGGCGAUGAGGGUGCCGCCCUGGAGGUGAUCGAAGUGCACCGAGUGGGCCAUUCCAAAGAGCACCUGCCGCUGCCCAGCGAGGCUGGUGCCACCCCCUGUGCCCCCGCCUCCUUCGAGAGGAAAAACGAGCGCAACGCUGAGGCCAAGCGCAAGAUGGCCCUGGCCCGAGAGAGGAAGACAGUGAAGACGCUGGGCAUCAUUAUGGGCACCUUCAUUCUCUGCUGGCUGCCCUUCUUCAUCGUGGCCCUGGUCUUGCCCUUCUGUGAGAGUAGCUGCCACAUGCCCACUCUGCUGGGCGCCAUCAUCAAUUGGCUGGGAUAUUCCAACUCUCUGCUCAACCCUGUCAUCUAUGCCUACUUCAACAAGGACUUUCAAAACGCGUUUAAGAAGAUCAUGAAAUGCAAAUUCUGCCGCCGAUGAUGGUGGCGGAGUAGCCGGUGAGCGGGGGGGCUACGAGACCCGCCGCCUUCACCCCGCGUCCCCCAGGCCUUUGGAAGCAACACCUAAGAUAACUUGCUACUUUUUCUUCGACUUUCUCAGCUGCUCCACCCGAGGCUUCCAGACCUCGUCCCCGCCCCGCUCCCCGCGCCAGGGGAGGGCCCUCUGCGCAAAGCGGCCCCAGCUGCCGGCCAGGAGAGCCUGGGAAACUCCCCGGUCUGUGAAAAGAGACACUGGCUCAGACUUGAGCCUCAGCCUCAGGUUUGAUCCCAGUAAUGACCUCCUCCCUUUUUCUCUGUCCCCCCCAAUGUUCGCGGUGGAAGUGUAAGACUCAGCGGUUCACGACAGAAAGUACACACAGAAAAAUAAACUGUGCACCCAGCCGCUCUGUCCACUAAGGGCUUCCACCUGACCGAUCAACUUCGAAAGCUUGGACUUUGCUCCACCUCUCUCGCCCUUUGGCCCUAGAAAUGUUCACU
Molecule: messenger RNA, 1772 nt
Organism: Carlito syrichta (Philippine tarsier)
Lineage: Eukaryota; Metazoa; Chordata; Mammalia; Primates; Tarsiidae
Gene: HTR1A
Product: 5-hydroxytryptamine receptor 1A
Exons: 1
Coding region: 7-1275 (422 amino acids)
Biological process (GO): adenylate cyclase-activating adrenergic receptor signaling pathway; regulation of hormone secretion; regulation of behavior
Cellular component (GO): plasma membrane
Molecular function (GO): G protein-coupled serotonin receptor activity
Source: RefSeq, a predicted model, not a curated record